UCUAAUCUAACUGGUCUAAUCUUACCUGUAGUUAUACUGGUCCGAAAUAUAAAGGUCUUGCAUUGUAUAUGUCAAUAAUGUAUAUAUAAAUAUUUUAUUACAUAGAGCACUUAAAAGGACCGUUAUAUUUGUGACAUCACCCCCACCAAAAGUUUUGGUCCCCUCCCAAUUCUCAGGAUGUGAUUAUAGCCUUGGUUUUCAUGCUCAUUUUUUUUUUUAAGAAAGAUGCCCAUACUUGUGCACUUAACUAUUUACACAAUAGUGCAAAAGUCAUCAGUAAAGUAGCAAUAACUCAGCGUUUGUGGGUUUACGCUAACCGAAACGUCAGCGCUCGCUGACCGACUGACGCCAGACGCAACUGCGAGUGGGAGGAGCCUUACUUCACACGUAAUAACCUCCCGAGCGCGUAAAAAAAACGGGCAAAAAUUCAAUUCAAGCAGCUGCGACGAGAAGGAAAAAUGUCAACUCUUCUUCAUCUUGGAGUUUUGCUUCUGUUUUUAGCAGGAGCUGUGCAGUGUAAGGAGCAGAGCCUCAGCGACAACGGCCUCAUGCAGAGAGCAGACAAGCCACUGUCUUCCUGUUCAAUUUGCGAAAAAAUCCUGAAGAAAAUCUUUACCUCUAUUGGCAAUGAACUCUCAAAGGACAACAUCGAUAGGGCUCUUAAAUUAGUGUGUUGGAAAUCGCCAGGCCCGAUGAAAAAAAUUUGCAUGAGUUUUAUUAAAAAAUACAAAGCUAAGCUGGUUAACAUCCUCAAGUCUGCACGGAACCCCCACGAAGCCUGCAAACGUCUCAACCUGUGCAAAAAAGCUCCACGUGUCAGUUUUGUUUCCGUGAAAAAAUUCUAGAUGUUUCCGUUCUUUGUGCUUUUUCCAUGUAUUUAUAAUUUUUUUCUUUGCUUGUUUUUUUUUUUUUUUUGCUUUUUUCUCCCAAAAUGUCCAAACAUUUAGCCUAAUGUUAAAUCUGAUAAAUCAGCAUAAAAGCACCAAAAAAAAAAGAAAAAAAAAAGAUGGCAACAUUAUUUUAAAAAUAUUAUGUAUAAUGAAUUGAUUUCCCAAAUCUACAGUAUAUUUCUAUUCAUGUAUGACAAAAUGAAGAUCUGGAUUUGUAUGGUUGAUGUACAUGAUUAAAAACAAAAAUUUUUUUUGAGGUUUUGUGGAUUUCACAAAAAUAAAAAAAGGAGGUACAUUUUUGCAUUUUAGUAAAAAGUUGUGCAUUUGUACUAAAAAAAAAAAAAAAAAGAAUGUCAUCUGUAUAAUUUUUUUUUUAUUGCACCUGAAUAAAUCUCGUUUAUUAACUACUGUUAGCUUCUUAAGUAGAUUUUUAUUUCUUAAAUAAUUUAAUGUAUCCCUCAAGUCUACCCUUGUAUUUGUAUUAAUAUAUGAAUAAAGUAUUAUUGGCAGUAAGACCUGGUUGUUGUUUUUUUUUUAAAGAUUGAUCUAAGUGAUGAUAUAUCUUCAGAGUUUCCAUGUUGUGGGAAAAAAAUUGUAAAAUGUCAACACUUAAAACAAACCGAAUAGUUACUAAAAGGAGCCACGCAUCGUUCUGAUAUAUACCAUAUACAACAGUUUUAAUAACAAAAAAGUCAGAAAAUAUACCGUCUAUUGAUUCAUUUUGGGCUACAAUUGCCUAUAAGUCAAGAUUUUUUAAAAAUGUAUGCUCUCAUUUCUUAUCUAUUUAUCUAAUGAGCCUUAAAUCUGAACUGUUUAACAGUCUUAUUCUUUUUUUUUUUAAAGUUAUUAGAACCAUAACGCUUUUGUUUGAUCGUUUUACUCCAUGAGUUUCCACCAAAACAACAUACAGUAUUAGGUGGAAUUUGGUAUCAACUUUCAUGCACAUUGUCCACACCAUACUGUUUUUAAAAAGGUGCAAACAACCUCCAAACCUCUGCGACGUCAUUCACACCGUUAUCACGUGCGUCUUAUUAGUCCACUAAG
Ictalurus furcatus (blue catfish) is the source of this 1934-nucleotide messenger RNA. RefSeq names its product prosaposin. Lineage: Eukaryota; Metazoa; Chordata; Actinopteri; Siluriformes; Ictaluridae. The coding region runs from base 459 to 845 and encodes 128 amino acids. The transcript is spliced from 4 exons. The record is from RefSeq and is a predicted model, not a curated record.